GAUGGUGAUCACGAGGAGCAACUGCCAGUGGGCUCGGGAGGCCCACAUCAACUGGGAGCUCAACGAGCGAAUCAGCUUGAGCAGCGCGGGCUCGGCGUCGAGGAGCAGCUCGAGCUCCAAUGCUCCGAACGGGGCCACGACGGCCGAUCGGAAGAAAGCGGCGCCGCCCGAGGACCGUCCGGAGACGCCCGUUCGGAAAAGGUGGAGCGCGGCGAACGAGCGGCUCGAGCGCACGAACGACGCGCUCGCGAGACGCUCGAACGUCAUCCAACAGCUGAACAGGAAAAUCAUCGCGAACCGCGACAAGAUGCACGACAGUGCGGCGCGCAAGAGCCGCUGGAAAAACGACGACGAGCCGGCGUCGUGGUCGUCGACGCCGACGAUCGAGCGCUCUCGGUGCACCCUGUCGCGCUCGGAGAGGCAACAAGAGCAGGAGCAAGACGACUCGGCGAGCGUGUUGCGCGAGUUGAACGAGGCCAUCGACAGAUUCGAGGAAGAGGACGACUUGAAGAAGCAGAGUGGCACGGCUGGCCAGCAGCAUGACUCCUCGUGGGACUCGGGAGUCGGCGCGGAGAGCAGCGUUGGCACCGAGAAGACCACCGGCUGGCUGAGGGUUCACACUGGUAUAGAGAGUAGCCUUGUCUACCUCACCCAAGAGACUUCCGCUGCUGACGUUUGCCGUGACAUGCUUCUAUCCGACUGUCUUGCGCUUUACCUUCAGUAUGGCGGCGAGCCAGGUCGUAGAUUGUCGGCCGACGAGAAACCGUUGGAGCUUCAGGAGCAGCUACUGCUCAGGCUUGGCUACGGAGAUGCUUCCAGACGCGCCAGGCUGGGACUCGAUGCUGAAUUAAGGCAUCUUAUCGCAUUUCACGUUGGACCCGCGGCGCCGUUGGCCGAGCUGCAAGGGUAUAGCAGAUGCGGCUACGCUCUGGUGCUGAAGGGAUUGGUGUUCCCGCAAUGGAAAAAGCGAGCCCUCGCCAUCAUCGGCUCUCGACUCUUUCUCUAUCCCGCUUGUUCGGAGUCGCGGCCCGAAUGGAUGGAGCUGGCCGCGGUCUGCUGUUCGGCGUCGCGCCUCGGCAAACUCGUGCUACGAGUCACCGGCUAUCCCGCAAGGAUCGCCGCCACUCGACAGCAGCCAACCAAGGAUGAUACGUUGUCGAGGUGUAAUGACACCAGGCACAUGUAUCUUGGUUUCCAGCAUCCGUGGGACAGGGACCUUUGGAAGACUUGGCUCAGACAGGCAUGCCAAUCGAGCACGGCAACGACAACACACCUGCCGGAGCAGCCAACAACCAAACUCGAGAUGAGCAAUACGGGCACAGUUCGCCUACCGGACGCAGCUCGAGCUUUCAAUGCUAGCCGUCAAUUCUUUCUGGGUCACAAUCAAUUGUCCAGCAACCUUGAUGCCAAUCUCAAGCUACUGCUUAGCUUUCCUGACCUGCAAGAGCUACAUUUGGAGAACAAUCGGCUGGACGAGUUUCCCCGCGAGCUGUUGUCACUGCGAAAUUUGACUUUCUUGGAUUUGUCCGACAAUCAGAUUCGGUGCUUGCCAACUGGAAUUAAAAGCCUUGCCAGUCUGAAGGAUCUGAUCAUCGAUCGCAAUGACAUCAAGGAGCUGCCAGCGGAGCUCGGGGAGCUUAGCCAAUUACAGUACAUCUCCUUGGUUGGAAACCUGAUCGAGUUGCUGCCGAGCUUCCUUCUCGAGAUGCGCGCGCUCGGGCUCAAUGACGUGCUCGCGGCCAAGACCGAGGAGAAGAGCAAUUUACACAAUAGCCUGUACAAAGUUAAUCUUAGGAACAAUCAGCUCAAGGGCAACAUCAUCCUUGGCAACUAUGGGAACUUGACGCACUUGGACCUCAGCGAGAACAGCAUCGAGAAGCUCGACUUGUCAGCGUUGCAGGAGCUUAGGAGCGUGCGCUGCGCAAGGAACCAACUCACCGAACUGACUCUGUGCGGUAGAGGUCUCGUCUCGCUUAUUGCCGGGAAUAACAAGCUGAAAAAAUUGACCAUUGUCCCGGUGCCGGCCAACCUUGAGCACCUCGACGUUUCAUACAACGAAUUGGAGAGUCUGCCAGAUUGGACGCCCGAGCUGCCGCAGCUACGCGCACUGUUCGCCUCGCACAACGGUCUCAGUACAUUACCCGAGCGUCUGCUGUCGCAGCCAUCUCGGCUGGAGGUGUUGCAUUUACCGCACAAUCGGCUGCAAGCGCUACCGCCGCCAAGGAGAGCGUUGAGCUUGGUACAUCUCACUCUACAAGACAAUCAACUUACCGCGCUGCCGGCGCACUUCUUUACCUACACGCAGAGCCUGAAGGUCCUGAAUCUUUCCAAUAAUCGAUUGUCGGAGCUGGCCUGGAGCUACGGUGGCGCCGACGAGGCAGGUACUUCUCGCAACAACAGCACACACGAGCAACAUCAGCAGCAGCGGCGGCCUCACAGCGCCCUGGAGAAACUCUAUCUGACGGGCAACUGCCUAACCAACACCGCUCUCGAUGCCCUCGCCAAAUUCUCCGCGCUCAGGCUACUUCACCUUGCUUACAAUGCACUCGAUACUCUGCCCGAAAGCUGCAUAGCAUCGUGGCGAGAGCUAGAGGAGCUGGUACUCUCGGGGAACAAGCUGCAAUAUCUCCCGGACAGCGUAGCGAAUUUGGCGCACUUGAGGGUGCUUAGGGUGCACUCCAACAGGCUUCUCACUUGCCCGGCUUUCAGUAAAACACCCUCUCUCAAGGUACUCGAUUUGGCGCACAAUCAUCUGGACCGCUUGAAUCUCGAUAGUCUACUACCAGCGCACCUGCAGUUCUUGGAUAUCUCGUGUAAUUCCCGUCUCCACGUAGAUCCACGACAAUUCCAAACGUACGCAAGCUCUCGCAGGCCACUUUCUUUGGUGGACGUAUCCGGGCAAAGUCGCCUGAGUGCCAGCAAUCCAAACCUCAACAACGCAACCACGCCAACUCGUAGUAGCAGUGGCGGUCAACGCGAUACAACGACGACGACCGCGCACCUACCCUGGAGGCUUGGAUUCUCCGAAACCGCCGGUAUUCGCGAGAGACUGCUGGUGAGCCAAGUGCGCAUGCCAACGUUCUGCAACAGCGAGGGUCUGUUCGGCCUGUUCGACGGCGGCUCGAAUCAAGAGGCACCGAGCUCCCUGCAGGAAAUGAUACCGCGUCUCUUGCUGGAGGAGCGUACGGUGAAGGAGACGCGCAGCGAGUACCUGCGCUACACGCUGCUGUCGGCGCACCGCGAGCUGCGCGAGAAGGGCCAAAAGUAUGGGGUCGAUGCCGCGCUGGUGCACGUCACGCGGCAGCCUGCCCUGCAGCAAGAGGAGCUGGAGAAGGCGAGGUAUCUGCUUACGGCCGCCACUUGCGGCGAAGCUCGGACCGUGCUGUGCAGGGCCUCGGGUCCGCUGCAGCUGGCCAAAGGUGCCCGGGUACAGUACGGCGCCAGGCUGCAGGCGGCACUGGCUCAGAGUGGCAGGAGAGGCGCCGAUCUGCUGCCCAUCGCUCUUCCCGAACCCAUCAGCGAGGAGGUGCUGCUGGAGGACGACGACGAGUUCGUGAUUAUCGGCAACCGUCGUCUCUGGGAAGUGCUCUCCAUUCAAGAAGCAGUUCGGGAAGCCCGCGCCGAGGCAAAUCCCGUGCUCGCAGCCAAGCGUCUGCAAGACUUGGGCCAGGCGUACGGCGCGGAGGACAAUCUGAGCGUGAUCGUGGUGCGUCUGUCAACGGCCACGGCAGCUCCGAACGAGCCGCUAGGGCGUCUUUUGAUUCGCGAAUUACGUCAAGCGGUUCACGCCAAGCAACAGCCGGAAUCCAACGGCGGCUGCACGUGUCCCUGCUGCAUGCCAAGGCUAUCAGCCGCAGGUGAGACACCUGCCGCUUGCUGUUGUCACGCCGCCGCCGCCGCCGCCGCGGCUGCGGCUGAAUCGCAAUCGGCCAACGGAUUUUACCUGAAUGGCGUGCUACGCAGCCUCGUCAGCGCCAGGUUUGCUCAACUGAUUUGCAGAUCGAGCGCGAAAUCAAGCCGCAGCAGUCAGCGCAACCAAGAGCGCGCCUUGAAAGACGCGGCGUCAAGCUGCAGUCCGACGGUUCAACAACGCGAAGAUCGCAGCUCACCGAGCGGCCAGUCGGAUCAAACGAGCGAGGUCGGCCUCUUCGAGCCGCGUUCACGCAAACGCACAUCCGGCCGCGGGGGCGGUGGAAGCAGUCGAUUGGCCAAUGCAUGCAAACUUCGUCAGCAGCAGCAGCAGCAGCACCAGCACCAGCAGCAGCAUCAAACGGAGAGGACACCGCCGCCGAGCGACGAACAAUUGAGAUGCUGGGAAUACAUGCUCGAGCAAAAUACCCAGUUGCUGUUCGACAAGGAACUCGAUACGCUCACUUCAGGCGGUGGUCCUCGGACUGGUUCCUCGGCUCUUCGACGAGUAGGUCAAUCAAGGUCCACGCCUCAGCUAGGCGCAACGAGCACGAGUGGCGUACCUUUUCUGUCGCGUCGCUUUGGCAGCGCGCGAUCGUUCGACACCGGGCCGACGCUUGAGGCGUCUGCGAGCGCGGUGGUCCAACAAAUGCCGAUAUUACGCUCGGCAUUCGGCGGCAGUGGGCGCAGGCUGCUCAACGGAGGCCCGAACGCCGCCUACUUCGGUAGCCUGCAGCGCCUCAUGCCUUACAACCUCGAGUACGACUUCGCGGUGAUCCAAGAGAGAGGAGCUUUGGAUUCGCUCGAGCAGGACGCGUCGAGGAUGCAGCAGUACUGGGGUGUUGCCACUACCGAACUGUGAUUACCGAUACUCUCACUGUAGAUAUUACACGUUGCUUGUGUGCGUGUGUGUGCCUAUAGAGCCGAGAGAUUUCUACAAUUUUAUUACUGUUCCGCGGAAGGGGUCUUAUCCCAGACGACACGUGCCGAUGUACUUUCUAAUUAUCGAUCAUUUUCUCAUCAAGUAGGUAGUUGAUUAAUUAUCUCAUGAAAGCUAGUACACCCGAGGCAGAGUUAUCGGUUAUUAAUCGAUUUAUUCAAAUGUCCUUUUGAUUGCCCAUUAUAUUCGAUACGAGGCUUCACUAUUUGCGAAGCAACUUAUUUUUCAAAUUAGCAUUAGUAACUUAUUUGUUGACCACGUGCACCAAACACUGUUACUGUGAACGUAACCGCAGCGAUUGUAACCAAUUUUUUGUCUCCCGAUGCUCGUCAAAUACACUCGCACGAAAAAUAAUGCUCCUCUCUUGAGGCAACUACGCGAACAGGCUAACAAAGGCUUGCGCGCGUUGCUGAAGAUGUAAAGCAAGUUUGCGAUAGUCUGUAAAUAUAAAAAUCAUAUCGCGCUCGCAAGAUUGAUGUCUGACGAGAGCACGGCGAAGCUGUUGCAUACAUUUUUAUCGAACGGAAGAUUGGAUAUCGUGUUUUUCUUCUUCUUUUUACGACGCAAGGUUAAGAUUGUCAAUCUUAAUAAAUUUUUUUUUUCAUCACUGUUGCGUAAGUGUGUGAGAAUAGAUCGAUAGUCGUCCGUGGUCGAUUAAUUAAAGCGAUUCGUUUUUCACCACACGUCCGCCAUUAUCUUCGGUUUUCUUGAUCGCAGCAAAGCACAUGUUUAUCCUCGGUAUGUACACUAUGAGUGCACCUAUGUACGAAAUGGUAUAGAGCUUUCGUGAUUCUCACUACGCACGCGUACAUACGUAUCAAAUGAGCACGUGCAUACAUACAGUGAAGCUAAACAAGGCCAAAGUUGGUUUCCGCGCAAUGCAAACAGCAUCGGGAAUGCCACCAUUAUUUAUAGGCGAAACCAUCGACAGCGUCUACAAAUUAUACGCGACAUUGCUAAAAUGUAUAUUUUGUACAAACUGUAUCAAUAAAUCAAAA
Molecule: messenger RNA, 5847 nt
Organism: Phymastichus coffea
Lineage: Eukaryota; Metazoa; Arthropoda; Insecta; Hymenoptera; Eulophidae
Gene: Phlpp
Product: protein phosphatase PHLPP-like protein
Exons: 20
Coding region: 2-4771 (1589 amino acids)
Molecular function (GO): protein binding
Source: RefSeq, a predicted model, not a curated record